AUGUCAGAUAAAACUUUAGAUGAACGUACCACAGCAAUUCUUACAGAACAUUUAGAAUUUGCUCCUUUGACACUUAUUGAUGAUGUGAUCAAUGCUGUGAAUGAAAUCAUGUAUAAGGGAACCACAGCUAUUGAAACUUAUUUAAAAGAACAAAAACAAUUAAUGAAAAAUGGGAUAUUUACUAAAGUUACUGAAGAUGAAAUAGAAAUUGGGAUGGGGAAAUUAGAAUCAUUAUUAGAAUCUACUAUAGAUAAUAAUUUUGAUAAAUUUGAAUUAUAUUGUUUAAGAAAUAUUUUUAAUAUACCUAAAGAUUUAAUCCCAUAUAUAAAAUUGAAUCAUCAACAAGAAAUUGAAUUUAAUCAUAAUAAUGUUGAAUUAAAACAAAAAUUUGAUCAACAAAUUGAAAAUUUACAAUGGAAAAUAAUGCAAGAAUUACAAUUACGAAAAAUAUUGAAAUUACAACUUGUUAAAAUUCAAAAAUUGAUUAAAAUAUUAAUAAUUAUUGAUAAUGAUUUUAAAAAAUUAGAUUUUGGUAAUGGAUAUGGUAAUAGUAAUAGUAAUAGUAAUAGUAAUGAAGAAUCAAUAAAUAUUUUGAAAAAUCUUCAACCUAUUGAUGAAACAUUAUAUUUUUUAAUUAGUCAAAUUAAAAAUCUAAUAAAUCAAAUUGAACAAUUAUCUAAUAAAGUUAAUAUAAAUUUGAAAACUCAAAAAUUUAUUCCUAAUUUACGUGAUAAAUUCAUUGAUGGUAGAACUUUUAGAGUUUUACAACAAACUGGAAUUUGGAAAGAUUUAGAAAAUAAUGAUAUUAAGAUACUGGUACAGGGAAAUGACAAUACCACCACCACUACUACUACUACUACUACUACUAAAAACUUAGUUGAUCAAGAAGAUAUUGAAAUGAUAAUACCAGAGAAAGACAUUGAUGUGGAUGUCAUUAAGAAUAUUAAUGCUCAGAUUUAG
Molecule: messenger RNA, 960 nt
Organism: Candida dubliniensis CD36
Lineage: Eukaryota; Fungi; Ascomycota; Pichiomycetes; Serinales; Debaryomycetaceae
Gene: MTW1
Product: MIND complex subunit
Exons: 1
Coding region: 1-960 (319 amino acids)
Biological process (GO): mitotic cell cycle; kinetochore assembly; mitotic sister chromatid segregation
Cellular component (GO): nucleus; chromosome, centromeric region
Source: RefSeq, a predicted model, not a curated record